AUGACAUCAAGGAGGAUUGGGAAGAUUGGAGACGCCACAACAGCCAACAGAGCGUGGGAGCCUCCACCGGUGGGCUGGACCAAGAUCAACGUCGACGGGUCCUUCUCGGAAGAGGCCGGCGAAGGAAGUGCAGUAGCGGUUGCAAGGGACAGUAAUGGGUGCGUCAUUAUCACAGCUUGGCGCUUCUUGGAGCAUUCUGGUAGUGCCCCAGAGUCGGAAGCGCUAGCAUGUGUUGAAGGGCUACGAUGGGCAGUUCAUUGGGGUCUCUCAAGAGUAAUUUUAGAAACAGACUGCGCCUGGGUCGUCGCUGAAGGAUCAAAGACCAAGCCUCGGACAGGUCUGAGAUAG
Molecule: messenger RNA, 348 nt
Organism: Miscanthus lutarioriparius
Lineage: Eukaryota; Viridiplantae; Streptophyta; Magnoliopsida; Poales; Poaceae
Source: the annotation of a GenBank genome assembly